Molecule: messenger RNA, 1533 nt
Organism: Cladophialophora yegresii CBS 114405
Lineage: Eukaryota; Fungi; Ascomycota; Eurotiomycetes; Chaetothyriales; Herpotrichiellaceae
Exons: 2
Coding region: 1-1533 (510 amino acids)
Biological process (GO): DNA replication, removal of RNA primer
Molecular function (GO): RNA-DNA hybrid ribonuclease activity; nucleic acid binding
Source: RefSeq, a predicted model, not a curated record
AUGGCACAGCCACAUCAAGCCAACAACGCCCCACGCGCGAGCCCUGGCCUAACUACAUUGAAUGCCGCGGCGGGGGUCAAGAGAAAGAGAACCACGGAGCGGAAAUUCUACGCGGUCAGACAAGGCAAGACGCCGGGGAUAUACGAGACAUGGCCGGAUUGCUUGAGCCAAGUCAAGGGACACAAGGGGGCAGUCUUCAAAGCAUUUCAGUCCCUUCACGAGGCUCAAGCUUUCAUGGAUGGGAAAUCCCUCGCAACCUCCAACGGCUCCGGAGACCAGAAAUUCUACGCCGUUCAGAAUGGACGGGUACCCGGCGUCUACACCGAGUGGACUCAGGCCCAGGCUCAGAUUCGCGGCAUCAAGAAACCGAGACACAAGAAAUUCAAUACUCGGGCAGAGGCGGAGGCGUUUGUCGCGGCAGGCACAACGGCCAAUGGCGUCGAUCCCCUGGACCAUAUCACACCCGAAGAAGAGAUACGGCGGUUGAUUGUGCAAAACUCUGCACCUGGUCUCCAGGUGAAUGGAGCCCCUCUCCUUACAGACAAGGACGGAAACUCUUACAAGCCCGGUCAUGGGCCACUGCCGCCCGGGGCCGAGGAUGGAUAUGAUCCCAACAUCAAAUUGGCAUCCGACGGUACGAUUGUCGAGCGCACGGAAGAGGAGAAAAGCAAGACUAAGAUGAUGACCAAAGUCCCCGAUCCACCAGGCAUGCUUCGAAUCUUCACCGACGGAUCAAGUCUCAGCAAUGGUCAAGCGGGAGCCAGGGCAGGAGUGGGAGUCUAUUUCGGACCCCAAGAUCCAAAGUAUGCCAACUCUCCAUCCAAAGUCGUAUUCAAGUCCAAGCCCAAGCCCAUUCGUUACAUUGCCUCCAAGAAGCUUCAGCCGCUGUAUACCAUGGAUUGGGCUGUACGGCAACGAGGCUAUGACGACGGAUCGAAGAGGGACCGACUCCGUGGCGAGGACGACGAUGACACCGAAGAAGAAAAAGAAAAGCUAACGAAUUGGCGUUAUAGAAAUGUCUCCGAGGCACUCAAGGGCAGCAAGCAGACCAACCAGCGCGCCGAGCUGACCGCCAUCUUACGAGCACUGGACAUUGCGCCCAGGCACAGAGAAGUUACCAUCUACACCGACAGCAAGUAUGCUAUUGACUGUGUCACGAACUGGUAUCGUAACUGGGUGAAGAAUGGCUGGGUGAAUUCCAAGGGGAAACCGGUGGAGAACAAAGACCUUGUGGCCGACAUUCGAGAGAGAAUCGAGGAGCGGGAGCAGCUCGCCAAAGUCACAUACUUCGUUUGGGUGAAAGGCCACGCCCAGAAUGCGGGUAACAUCGCAGCCGAUCGUCUGGCAGUCGAGGGCGCCAUGAAUGGCCGGGCGCUUGGAGAUGGCGAUGAUGAGGACAUUGACGCGAGGAGGGCGAAGAUGGAGGGGCGGGAUGGAGGCGAACAAAAAGAUCAAGCAGGUGUGGAGACCGAGCGAGCCUUCGAGGCCAUGCAGCAAGCUAUGGAGGAAGACAUGGACGAGGAGUUCGACUGA